AUGCACCAGAACAUCACCAAGGUCGCUGAGCGAGGCGAAAGGCUCGACAAUCUCCAGGACAAGACUGCUCAAGGAUUCCGCCGUGGUGCCAACCGCGUCAGGAAGCAAAUGUGGUGGAAGGACAUGAAGAUGCGCGUGAUCAUCGCCAUCGGUAUCGCUGUUCUCAUUGUUGUUAUCGUCGUGCCGAUUGUAAAAGCGGGCUUUACUGACAACAUAUUCGGUAAUUACAAAGGAGAUACUGAUGCUAAGGCGGAGCUAGCUAUUGGGGAGAGCCCCGGGCAGCUUGAAAUGCUUGAGGCUCGAAAGAACUAUCAAGGCCCGGGUGGUUGCCGUUGGAGAAGGCUGGUUUGA
Messenger RNA from Trichosporon asahii var. asahii CBS 2479, 351 nucleotides. Its product is annotated as v-SNARE. The record is from RefSeq and is a predicted model, not a curated record. Lineage: Eukaryota; Fungi; Basidiomycota; Tremellomycetes; Trichosporonales; Trichosporonaceae. Gene Ontology annotation, cellular component: membrane. Gene Ontology annotation, biological process: vesicle-mediated transport; Golgi ribbon formation. The coding region runs from base 1 to 351 and encodes 116 amino acids. The transcript has 4 exons.